This is a messenger RNA of Nothobranchius furzeri (turquoise killifish), 2411 nucleotides long. Its product is annotated as dual specificity protein phosphatase 13B. Gene Ontology annotation, biological process: protein dephosphorylation; negative regulation of MAPK cascade. Gene Ontology annotation, cellular component: cytoplasm. Lineage: Eukaryota; Metazoa; Chordata; Actinopteri; Cyprinodontiformes; Nothobranchiidae. The record is from RefSeq and is a predicted model, not a curated record. Gene Ontology annotation, molecular function: protein tyrosine/serine/threonine phosphatase activity; MAP kinase phosphatase activity.
UGGUGCAAUCGUGUCCUUUUUACAAAAGAUUAGGUAAUGGCGGCAUAAAGAGGAUAUUGGGGGCGGUCUCUGAAACACCCUGGACUUGUUUAACUUGGACAUCCCUGGCUUUGUAUUAGCGAUUGAAGCUGUGCUCAAUACGUUUUUUUAACGAGCCGCACCUUAAGGUGUCUUUCCCCCACAGUCUCUGGUGAUCUGAGCUGCAGCUCAAACGGAGAACGACUCGUGGAGCAUCUCUGCAGAUUAUCGUCUCAGCUGAUUCUGUUUACGCAAGCGAAAUUAAAUUUACGGCCCAUUUUUACUUUCAUUUUUGAUAUAGUGGCCAGCCAGAGCUCGACAGUGACUUCCUGUGUGGUCGUGACACUGAUCACACAUCUGUUGCGCCAAGGCAUACUCGUCGUUUUUAAGACAAGACAAUUACUGCAGUAUGAGUACCAAGCGAGGCUGAACGCCACGUUUAUAACACACUGUUGCGGUAAUAUUAUGCGGAUUUGCUGGCACAGUGCGUCUUGUUAAAAGGGCUUUAGAAUAAAGCCACCUCUCGUGUACAAGAGAGCUGCAGCUGGAGGAACGGCGGCUCUUCUUCGAGGACUUCCCUGAUAUUGGAGCUUCUCAGCCUAUAGCAGCCUGGGUGUGGGAUGGGUGGGCAUGGCCCGCUCCAGCUUGUUUUGAAACAGCUCAUUGUGGAAGAUACUGAAAUUUUCAAUAAUAAAACUAUUGAAAUUGUUUCACGUGAGGGAUUUUGUGCCAAGAACUCCGUAAAUAAGUUUUGUAUUGACCAAUGAACUGUUACAACUUUAGAUACAAGUCAUCUUGAAAUGUGUGACGCACAGCUUCGAGCACACGUGUUUUCAGAGCACUGGCGUGUUGCAUAAACUGUUAUUACAAGAAAAAGCUCAUGUUAAAGUUCACUGGACCUUUGCCACACAGAAUCUCAGGCAUGUAGUUCAAACGUGUUUAAAAGUGUCCCAGCUGCUGAUAACUGAUGUGUGUGUGUGUGCGCAUGCACAUGCGUGUUACCAGUGAGUGUUUGAUUACAGAGUUAUAAAAGGAACCAGGCUGCAGACAUCUUUGUGUUGAUGAAGUACCAGAUUGUGGAGAAGAGAAUCUUCUUUUUUGGAUCAGUAUGUCUCUUAGAGAUCCUCCGUAUGAACCUCCCUCUGUCUCAGACCUGCAGGACUUCCUGCUUGCAAACAGACAACCAACUGGACAUGUAAAUCAAGUCUGGCCAAACCUGUUCAUUGGCAACGAGGUGGCGGCUCGUGAUAAGGGCAUUCUCCACAGUUUGGGCAUUACUCACAUUGUAAAUGCCGCUCAUGGGCCCCUCAACCCCGGCCCUGGAGCCCGUUUUUACGUCAACACGGGCCCUCGUUUCUACAGAGACAUGUCUGUGGAUUAUUAUGGGGUGGAGGCUGAUGAUGCAAUAGAUUUCAUCCUAAGUCCUUUCUUCUAUCCAACAGCACGGUACAUCAGAGCAGCUCUGGGCAUGGGAGGGCGGGUGUUUGUGCACUGUCUGAUGGGUGUGAGCCGCUCUGCCACCUUAGUGCUGGCCUUCCUGAUGAUCGUCGAGUGUUUGAGGCUGCAGGAGGCGGCGGCUGUCGUCAGGCACAGAGACAUCUGUCCCAACCCGGGCUUCUUGCAACAGCUCCGUAGUCUCGACAUGAGCCUCGAGAAGGAGAGGAGAAGAAAGAGACUGGCCCAGUCACUGUAACAGACACAAGACUUUUGUGUGAACCCAAACAUGCACCAGCACACACAAGUGUCUGGACUGCUACAGUGGAAAUGAGGACACGCCAUCUCUGACAGAGCUGAGGGAAAUUCUCUGGAUGAACAGGAAGCUUCUUGCACCUGUUAAUCAAGUCUGGCCCAAUCUCUACAUUGGAGAUGAGUGAGCGAGUAAAGCAGUGGCACCACGAAGUGCGAUGACGCGUGUGUAGUAAAAACCAUUGUGGUUGUGUGUUAAGGUCUGUUGCACGAGAUAAAGCAACCCUGUCAUUUCUGGGUGUAACUCACAUACUGAACGCUGCAGCAGGUCAACACCGGUCAGCGCUUUUACGCCCACAUCAAAGUGGCGUGGAGGCCAUCAUCACUGUGCGUCUGAGCCGAGACAUUGGACCAAACUCUGGAUUUCUGGAGCAGCUCAGACAGCUGGAUCGGAGCCUUCAUCAACAGAGCAAACCGAACAUCAGCAUAGUGGUUAAAUGAUGGUUAAAACAGAGCUCUUAUCUGCUGGAUGGAGCGUGACAUCUAUUUUAGCCUUGUUAUUUUAUUUUACUGACAUUUUACUACCUGAUUACGUGAGCUGGCUUUAAUGAGCACACAGUCAAUUUCAUUGUACGGCUGUGCAAUGACAAAAAUGAUCUUGAAUCUUGAGAAGCAGAUCACCAGUUUCUACAAUAAACAACUGAAUC